ACUGCAUUCGAACAAGGAACAGCUUCACUGACGUUACAUCGUAUAAUAUGGGCUGAUUCAAGCGAUCCUGAUCGCCGGCUUAUCCUCCAUCAUUCUCUUGUGAAGUCUACGGAGAAACAUCACAAAUCGAUGUUCAGUCGUGGAGGGAAGAUUAUCGUUCGUCUUGAACCAGCGCCGGCGAACAGUGUUGGACCGCAACGAACGAGUCCAUUUAAUUAUAUACGUCUCGUGUUUCGAGCCGGUGGCGAAGAAGACUUCCACAAAAAAUAUGAAGAAGCUUUGAAGCGAAAAACCUGGCAACGUUCAAGCUCAGGGUCAAGCUCGGGCGGA
Messenger RNA from Ostertagia ostertagi, 330 nucleotides. Lineage: Eukaryota; Metazoa; Nematoda; Chromadorea; Rhabditida; Trichostrongylidae. The record is from the annotation of a GenBank genome assembly.